Messenger RNA from Caenorhabditis briggsae, 747 nucleotides. The transcript has 7 exons. NCBI's taxonomy places the organism in Eukaryota, Metazoa, Nematoda, Chromadorea, Rhabditida, Rhabditidae. Bases 1 to 747 code for a protein of 248 amino acids. The record is from RefSeq and is a predicted model, not a curated record.
AUGUUUCUUUUGGUAUUAAUGAUAUUCCCAUCUACAGUUGCUGCACAGCUAACAGUUGGCGGAUGGUUCUUCCCUGUAUCAGUUCCUCCUCCUAAUCCAAAUGAGAAUACUGUAUACGAUGAAGAUGUUGCACUGCCAGAAGCAGAACCUGUAAAUGUCACUCAUCAAGAAAUUAAGAACGAUAUGGAUCACACAUCAACAACCACUCAGGAUCCACUUGAGAUUUCAAAAUCAAAACGAUUUCUUCCGGGAAUUCAACAAUUUGUGCCUGCAUCUAUAAAUCCUGGAAGUUUGCCACUGAACGAGGAACCAGUAAUAACAAUGUCAAUGACACCGAUUAAAAGCUUGCGUCAGCCGGAAGAAAUAUCAGCAGAAAUAACAAGGAAUCUUAAAGCGGAGCAAGCGAUGUUAGAAAUCAGCUCGACAACCGAGCAAGUUAAAACAACAAAACUUCCGUUCAUUUAUGGUAUACCCAAAACAAAAUCAUUUGAUGAUCCCUUAUCAGCUGUUGAAAAAGAAAGGGAAAUGAUGAAAUUGAAAAGAGACGUUUUCCGUUUACGCAACGAGAUGAACUUGGUGAAGGCGUUGUUGAACAAAAUGUACAAGAGAAUGUACAGAAAACAGAAGGAUUUUCUUAUGAAGAAAACAACAAAUGAUUCAACUCGUCUUUCUGCAGUGCAGACAGAAGCGAAUAAUCAUGAUUGGACUGUCAUUCGUGCACAACACAGAAGUCAAGUGAACGCCUAA